UGAAGCAAGAUGAAUUCCUCUUUGUUUCCCUUCUGGGCGAAUUCUGGCUCUGCUUUGUGCCAGGAACUUGUGAAUGUGUGCCCAAUAGUGGGAAUGUCCUGGAAGAAAGUGAAAGGUGGAUAGAAUACGCUGUCCGGAGCCCCGUUCUUUGCCUUGUCCCAAUGAAGUCCCCAGGACAAUAGGAGCCAAGCCACCAGGGAAGGAUCCAGGCCGCAUUCCUGUGGCUUCUGUUGUUUGGUGAAGUUUGUUGUGUUUCCUGGCAUCCUUCAGAGAAGGGCUGGGAUUUUGGCCACAGAGCAGCCCCAUUCUCCCCUUCCUCGCUCGCCUCUCCUCCGGCCGGCUGCAGCUAAGAGAAGAGCUGACCAGUCCACCAAAUCCGAGGCCAAUACAAGAGGUGUCAAAGAUGAAGUCCAACCAGGAGAAAGUCACCUUGAAUAUCGGAGGCGUCCGCUUCCAGACCUAUCUCUCCACGCUCCAGGCCUUUCCGGGCACCAAACUCUGCCGCUUGACGGAGCCGCAGGCCUUCUCCUCUUUGGACUACGACUCCAACCGAAAGGAGUUCUUCUUUGACCGAAACGCCAACCUCUUCGAGGAGGUGCUGAACUAUUACCGCACAAAACACCUCCAUUGCCCUGGAGACGUCUGCGAGUCUGUCUGGGAGGAGGAGAUGGCCUUUUGGGGGAUCCAAGGGGCCGCCUUCGCUCCUUGUUGUGGGCAAGCCCUAAAGAAGGCAGACGAGCCCACAGUUUUGGACGAAGAGGAGGAGGAGGAUGUGCAGGGCCUCUUGGAGCAAGCCCAAGGGAAUAGGAACAGCUGCAGGGCCCGCUGGCAGCCCAAAAUCUGGGCUCUCUUUGAAAAACCCCGGUCCAGCUUCAGCGCUAAGUGCUUGGCUGCCGCUUUCCUGUUCUUCAACAUCAGCAUCUGCAUCCUGUCCUUGUUGAUCUCCUCUAACAUGGGUAGGAUCUAUCAGCAUCAAAAAACCAAUGAUUCCCCCAAACAGAUACUUCGUGCUCUCUUCUACCUGGAGCUUUCUUGUGUCCUCUGGUUCACGCUUGAGUUCAUCAUACGAGCCACGUUCUGUCCAAACAAGAAGAAAUUCCUGAUGAACCCUCUUAACAUUGCUGAUUUCCUCUCCUUGUUUCCUGCCUACAUUGAGGUUAUCUCUCGAGUCACAAGCAGCCGUUCCUUGUACUGGAGUAGCUUCUUCCGCGUCCUCUACUUCUCCAAACUUUUGAAGAUGCUGAAGCUCCUGGAGGCCCCAGUGAUGUUCAGGGUCCUGUCCUACACUUCCAGGAGCCUCUUGAGAGAGACCCUCAUCCUCCUGAUGGUCUUUGUCUUGGAAAUUAUUUUCUUCGGGAUCCUCGUUUUUUAUGCAGAGUUUAUACAGGAGGAUCCUGAGAGUUUCUUUGGCAACCUUUUCAGUUCCUUCUGGUGGGCGGCCAUCACCUUGACCACUGUGGGCUACGGAGAUAUUUACCCUUACUCGACAUGCAGCCGAAUAAUUGGGAUUUGCGUGGCUCUCAGCGGCAUCCUCACCAUUGCCGUCCCCACCGCCCUCUUUUACAUCAAGUUCAAGGGUUGUUACGAUGCUGCGGUUGUCAAGGAGAAGGUGAAACAGAUGAAGAAAACACCACCAGCAUUGAGGUCCUCCAGGAAAGUUCCAGCCAUUGGUCGGGAAGAGGCAACAAUCUCCCAAAGAUCUCACAUACACCAUUCUGGAAACUGACUCCAAAUUGGUAUCACCAUGUCAACUCAUGCUUCCAAGCAUCUUCUUUUGCAGAACAAUACUCCAGGACAUGUGCAAGGCCAAAGAAGUUGAUGUUCUCCAGGUGAUUCUUCUAGAAGCCUGUGAUAUCCAGCACUUCAAUGUCUAUCAACCCUGAGCUUUACUCAUUGCAUUCUGAACUGUAUCAGCGUCAACCACAGAUAUAAGAUAUUUGAGAUGGUCCUAAUAAAGACAUUGGCUCGCUAUGGGUUAUGGGUUCUUCCAGUGGAUCAACACAACUUCCUAGGCUUUGUAUAACAAAGGGGCUCCAAAAUAACCAUGAAACAAAAUUUAUAAUUAUAUACCCACAGCUAGGAAGUUACCAUAUUUACUCGAAUCUAAUUCACACCUUUUCUGGCUAAAUUACAUAGCCAGAAUUGAGGUGCAUAUUAGAUUCGAUGCUGCACUAUACUCAAGUAAUUACGCUAAUAAUUCCAGUGUUCUGUUAAAGUAGUUCUAAGUGUGAACUUAUGGAAUUGCCUCCUAGUAGCAGUCUGUUCAUCUGGUCAACCAAACAUCUGUUAUUUUUGAUAUAAUAAUAGCAAUAUUAUGCCAUAUUUACUCAAGUCUAAUGCACACCUUGUUUGGCUAAAUUAUAUAGCCAAAACUGAGGUGUGCUUUAGAUUUGAUGGUGCAUUAUACUCAAGUAAAUACAGUACUAUGGACCAUGAAUCCUAGGAUCAAUUGCAAAGCUGCCUGGGAGAUUCUGGUGUUUUGGAAGCUCUGGUUUUCAUAUUCGUAGUGGGCCAUUUAACCCAACUCCAGCGAAAGUUGAAGACUGACUAUAUAAUAUGUCAUAUUUUGCUUUCAUGCAGUACUUUAUUCCAAAAUGAAUUACCGUAUACCUGUACUUCUGGGUCGCACUUUUUCAAAUAAACUUUCUCACCCCUUGCAAA
Anolis carolinensis (green anole) is the source of this 2661-nucleotide messenger RNA. Its product is annotated as potassium voltage-gated channel subfamily C member 1. The record is from RefSeq and is a predicted model, not a curated record. Gene Ontology annotation, cellular component: neuronal cell body membrane; dendrite membrane; voltage-gated potassium channel complex. NCBI's taxonomy places the organism in Eukaryota, Metazoa, Chordata, Lepidosauria, Squamata, Anolidae. The transcript is spliced from 3 exons. Gene Ontology annotation, molecular function: delayed rectifier potassium channel activity; protein binding. Bases 404 to 1726 code for a protein of 440 amino acids. Gene Ontology annotation, biological process: protein homooligomerization; potassium ion transmembrane transport.